GCUAAGCGGUGCCGUUUGGUGGUGGACCAGUCCGCGAGUUUUCGUGGAUUGAUUGUUUAAAUCCUGUUUGAUAAUUCUAUUAAUAUCUAUAUUUUAAAUUAACGAAUCACCAAAAUGGGAUUCAAGUUCCUGGAAAUGAUCAGGCCUUUCUGUGCCGUCCUGCCGGAAAUACAGAAGCCUGAACGCAAAAUUCAGUUCAAAGAGAAGGUUUUAUGGACUGCUAUUACAUUGUUCAUCUUCCUGGUUUGUUGUCAGAUUCCCUUGUUUGGGAUCAUGUCAUCAGACUCAGCAGAUCCCUUCUAUUGGAUUCGUGUGAUUCUGGCCAGUAACAGAGGCACACUCAUGGAGCUAGGCAUCUCUCCUGUGGUCACAUCAUCUCUCAUCAUGCAGCUUCUUGCAGGAGCCAAGCUCUUGGACGUUGGUGAUUCUCCCAAAGAACGUGCUUUGUUCAACGGUGCUCAGAAAUUAUUUGGUCUUGUGAUCACUCUGGGCCAAGCGAUCGUGUACGUCAUGACGGGAAUGUAUGGAGAACCUGCUGAGCUUGGCGCUGGCAUCUGCCUGCUUAUUAUCAUCCAGCUUUUUGUUUCCGGCCUCAUUGUCUUGCUGCUUGAUGAACUUCUCCAGAAGGGCUACGGUCUCGGUUCGGGCAUCUCACUCUUCAUCGCGACCAAUAUCUGCGAGACGAUCGUGUGGAAGGCGUUCUCUCCUGCCACCGUCAACACUGGGCGCGGCACUGAGUUCGAGGGCGCGCUCAUUGCGCUCUUCCAUUUGCUGGCUACACGUCAAGAUAAGGUGCGAGCUCUGCGUGAAGCUUUCUACCGUCAAAACUUGCCUAACCUCACCAAUCUUUUGGCCACUGUGCUUAUAUUCGGCAUCGUGAUAUACUUCCAAGGCUUCCGUGUUGACCUACCCAUCAAGUCUGCUCGCUACAGAGGCCAGUAUUCCUCGUACCCCAUCAAGCUCUUCUACACGUCCAACAUCCCUAUCAUCCUCCAGUCUGCACUCGUCUCGAAUCUCUACAUCCUGUCACAGAUUCUGGAUGUGAAAUUUCACGGUAAUUUCCUCGUGAGUUUGUUGGGCGUAUGGGCUGACCAUGGACAAGGUGGUCCAGGACGCGCCUCUUACCCUAUAGGAGGUCUCUGCUAUUACAUGUCUCCUCCCGAGAGUCUGGGACACAUCGUCGAGAACCCCUUCCAUGCCGUGGUUUACGUCAUCUUCAUGCUGGGGUCGUGCGCCUUCUUCUCCAAGACCUGGAUUGAUGUCUCGGGAUCGUCUGCCAAGGAUGUGGCAAAGCAGCUGAAGGAGCAGCAGAUGGUGAUGCGAGGUCACCGCGAGAAGUCCAUGAUCCACGAGCUGAACCGCUACAUCCCCACGGCCGCGGCCUUCGGUGGCCUCUGCAUCGGCGCCUUGUCCGUGCUGGCUGACUUCAUGGGUGCCAUCGGCUCCGGCACUGGUAUCUUGCUUGCCGUCACGAUCAUCUAUCAGUACUUCGAAAUCUUCGUGAAGGAGCAGAGCGAAGUCGGUGGAGGCAUGAGCACACUACUCUUUUAGUGCCACUAGCGCCGUUAUUUCUGGUCUUAGGUUGUGGACAUUUGAGCUUAAUCUCCUGUGUUUUAUUGGAGGAUAAGCAGCGCUUACUAUUGUUCAUACCUUACUUAUUGGUCUGUGCUCCUGUUUAAGCUCAGUUUUGGAAGAUAUCAGUUUUUCUUUUUAGAUUUGAAUUUUUUGCUAUCUGUGAGCAUGUGACCUUCGGCUGCUUGUUCCAUACAAAACUAUGAUUGUUGGUCAAAAUGUAUAAUUCUGAAUAACAUGCAUGUUUGAGACUAUUUCAUGAUCUUCCUUAUGUUUUAAUGCAUUGCUUACUGCUCUGCAUUGGUGUUUUGGUUCUAGAACAUCAACUUUACUGUUUUGUUGAGAAGAUGGUUGUAUUUUUUCGUGGAAAGUGGACUGAUCCUCGCCUCUCUUGGUUUUUCACUGUGGUGCAUUUCUCAUUCGCGAGAAAACUUGAGUGCAGACUCGUAUUGAGUCUGUUGUGAACUGCGAGCAAACAAGUGUUCAAUUUUUGCUGAAAAUGCGUCUCAAAAUUUUUUUUAUUUUUAUAUUAUUUAUUUUUUUAAUAGAGAUCGCAUAAGUUUCAUUAAAGUUUCGGCCUAGUUCACAUUUUUGAAUGCAAGUUUGUGAUGUAUUUGUUCCCCGAGUUUGACCGUUAAGUUUAUCUGACGAGUUGUUAAAUUUUUUUUUCAGCAAACUGCAUCACUGGUGAAUUUAUUGAUUGCCUUCACACUGGGAGUCAUAUCAGUAAAUGGACCCAAUGUUAUUUUUACGAAUGCCGGUAUAAAUCUUCCAUUUGAGUGUUUACCUGUGAAUGGUUGGCGUCAGAACUUGAGCUGUUGUUGGGCAAGGCAAAAGGUAAUCCUUAUAAGUGCCCUGUAAUUUCACAACUUUCUCAUCACGGUCGACGAAAAACCUCGGUUUGAAUUGGUUUUGAUCAUUUCUUUGUGCUUUCAGGUCCAGCGCUGACAUGAUCAAUUAAUGACGUGUCAUCGUUUGUCGUGAUGACGGGUUAUCAUUUGUCAUGAUGGCGGGUUAUCAUUUGUCAUGAUGCCGGGUUAUCAUUUGUCAUGAUGGCGGGUUAUCAUUUGUCAUAAUGUAUUGAAGGUUCAGAAGUGACGGUUAUUCAUCCAGGUUGCCAUAUGGUUGGAAAUUGAUUCAACCAUCAGCAGUCUGUUCAUGCACUGUAAUGUUCGUCACAAUAAGACGCAUUUUAUGUCGCGUGUACGCUGCUGUUAUUGUGGUGUUGAUGCUUUUAUUGUCGAUGUAUAUUGCGUGUUUCAGCGAGUUCAACUUCGUCUUAUCCUCGUUGCUUUUAUUUUUAUCUGUCAAUCAUUUCUAUUAACUCAAUGACUUGUCUUAAUUUUUAGGAACGUAGACCUUAUGAUCCAUGUACAUUUUUUUCUAUUGACCGAAAUUUUUCUUUUUGUUCUGGCGUGAGUUGAUUUUUGAAAAUUUUUAAACAUUUUUUUCAUUGUAGAGAUUCUCUAGAUUUACUACAGAUAUUCUACUGCUCAAAAGCAGCAAUGGCUAAAGCUGCUUCGAUGUAUGGCUGAUCAACAACAGGAUAUUAACCGAAAUCUACGUCUCGAGAAUCAAGCGUGUGUGCAUAACCGUGAACGAAUGUAUCGACUGCAUGCAGUUCGAUUCCCCAUACUGUGCAUUUGUAAUUUUUAUUAUUUUUUUCAAUAUUGUGACAAAGUUCUUGGCGUAGUCAGGGUACAGCAUUCCUUGAAAACUUCUUAUCGGCUUCCUAGUACUCAGGUUGACGCUAUCCGAGUUUUCCAUCAGCAUGAAUAGAAGGAUGAACAGUGCGUGGUUUUCAACCAAUUCGUGUGUUACCGUUGCAGGUCCAGAAAGCCAAGUAGAAGAGGGAUGGCGGGCAAAUUUUGUUACUGUACGUCUUUAGCACUUUGUAUUUAUUAUAUUUUAUAAUAAAAUGAUGGAAUUAGAUUGAA
This is a messenger RNA of Hyalella azteca, 3509 nucleotides long. RefSeq names its product protein transport protein Sec61 subunit alpha (gene Sec61alpha). Gene Ontology annotation, biological process: SRP-dependent cotranslational protein targeting to membrane, translocation; post-translational protein targeting to membrane, translocation. The record is from RefSeq and is a predicted model, not a curated record. Gene Ontology annotation, molecular function: ribosome binding; signal sequence receptor activity; transmembrane protein transporter activity. The coding region runs from base 115 to 1551 and encodes 478 amino acids. Lineage: Eukaryota; Metazoa; Arthropoda; Malacostraca; Amphipoda; Hyalellidae. The transcript is spliced from 9 exons. Gene Ontology annotation, cellular component: membrane; Sec61 translocon complex.